AUUCUCAUUUUACUAAUGGCGGCCGCUGAGAAGGAUCCGGAUUAUGCAUUUAGAGAACCUUCUAUUUUAUUACUUCGUUCGUCACAAAGUGCUGUAAAUAAAUAUGAUGUGCUGCAAGUAAUAAGAUCUGUUAUCAGAAGGCAACAAGUAUUUCUAGAUCAUGAAGAUAAAUAUGAAAAUUUCUUUGCUUCAUAUGCUGCUCUUUCAGCACAUUACAUCACUUCAAAUGCGUUUCAUAUACCUAAAAGUCAAGUGAACAUUGCUGCACAAGCGUGUAAAGUUCUUUUGCAAUAUUUUUUACAGAAACUUCAAAAUUUUACAGAACGAUGUUGCAUCUCUCAGAAACAAAUAGUAUCCAUCAUUUAUGGAUUAUGCAACAAUUCAAAGACUCAGGUUUUGUCAAGAACUGAAGUACCAUUAUUAACUCUUGCAUUAAAAUUGGCAAAAGAGCCUCCAUCUUUUGCUAUUAGGAGCAAUGAAUACCAAGAUGGUCAUGAUGUCACAAAAGAGUCAAAACGUCCUCGGCUUGAUCCAAGUGCUAAUAUUUUGGAGCAAUUAAUGACACCUAUGCUGGACACUCAAAAUGCUCAGAAGCAAGAAGGGCCAGUUGAAGUUGUUGAUAAAGAUGGAGAUACUACUAUUAUUCAUAUUCCUGAUCCUAGCCAAGAAUGCAAAAUUUUACUUCUAUCUAAAAACAAAUUGGCUCUGCAAGUAUUAAAUGGUGUAGAUGUCCUAUUAGACACUUGUCUUCAACUUCCAUCAAUUGCUCAGUAUACUACAAAACUCCAAGAAUCCUUAGAAGGUAAAGGCUUGAUUUUGCCUACUUCUACUGCUGAUGCUGUCCGCACAAGUGGCACGUAUAAAGCUCUAUCAAGUGAUAUACAAAUUAUAAAUGAAGCUUUGAGUUUACCAGUUUUGGAACCCCUGUCUGAAGAAAGAAUCAUAAAAGUUUUGAAGAUAACACUUAGCUGCUUAUAUGCUUCAAUAACUGUAGCUACUGCUAACAGCAUUUUAGGACUUUCAAGUGGGCCACAACUUAAAGGAACAAAUGCGAAGGAUGAUGAAAAUGAAAAUUAUUCAGUUUCCAUUGUGGAAACAAGUCUUGAAAUUUAUAAUAAUGUUGCUGGAGUCUUGAAUAAUUCAACUCGAGCUGGUGGUUAUGUUCUUCAAAAUCUUCAUAUGAUUGGGUCAUGGAUUAUAUUAGGUGGCCUGCAUUAUAUUUUAAAUUUAAAUCCAUCUCAAAUUGGUGAUCGAAAUAAGGAACAAUCUUCUAGAGGCAAAGUUACUCCUGAUCAAACACCAUCCAAAGGAAAGGAAUCAGCUCCUGCUGCAAAGCCUAUUAUUUUGAAAAUCCAACAAGGUUAUGGGGUUCUUUGUGUUGCACUAGCUACUCAUGCUAUUUCUUUGAUGUCAAAUCUUCUGGAUGAUUUAAGAGCUGAAGUUGGUGUCAACUUGAUUGAAAGCAUUACUACUUCAACAUCAUCACAAGAGCAGUUCAUGGUUUCUGAUAUUACUGAAAAGUUUUCUGCUUGGCAGCGUGUACAAAAGUUGGCAUCGUCUGUUAAUUUGACUAACCUGUUAUUUAGUUUGGCUUCUGUUAGUUACCGAAAGGCUUGUAUGCUUAAAAGGAUACAAAAGAACCCUGUUGAUGGUGAUAAUUUCAGCACUUCAGAUUCUAAUACAUACUAUGAGGACGAUUUUAGCUCUUCUGAAGACAGUAGUGAUGAGACAGAUGAUGAUAGUGAACCUAUUCUUGGCCAAUGGUUUGAAGAAACCUUGGCUCCACCAGAACCUCAAGCUGCUACACCUGCUCCAUCUGCCACUACAAAUGAAACAGAAAGCAACAAUACAAAAUCUCAACAACCAUCUCAACCAGCACCUGAAAGUAACUCACUAAUUCCAGACAAAGGAGAACCAAAUGGAUAUAUCAGUUUGGCUUCAAAGAUAUUUUCUUUCAUGAAUAAUUUCUUGGUGAACUUUGACACUCAGUGCAUCAAAACUUUCUUAAGAUACAAUCUAGGAGAAUCUCAAAUGAUAGUUUUGGCUGGUAUAAUAAAAGAUUUAGACCGAGAAACAUCUAGAACAGAUAGUGCAUCAAUUUGUGUAUAUUUUGGACCUGUUUUGGGACAGUUGUAUGAAGAAUUUUCACAGUCUCUUGCUAAAUUCAUCCAUAACAUUUUAGCCACAAACAUGCUGUCUGAUAAUUUACAGAAUGUGCUGUUAGCACAGCUUGGAGUUAGUCCUUGGAAUGAAGAAACCUGGCCUUUACAAGUUUAUUCUCGUACAUUGUCUGUCUUAGCUCAGACAUUAUUGCUUCGCCAACAAAGAGAAAAAGAUGAACUUAGAAGUGAUAGUGAAGCCUCAUGUGUUUUGAUUUGGUUGAGAUUGUUGAAUACCUUGAAGCGAGCAAUUUUAACACCAUCAGCUUUCACAUCUGUUGAUGAAGGUGAAGAUAUCAAUGUGGAACAUGCACAGUUAUUAUUAUUUUUGUUUCAUAACCUGCAUUUGAUGCAGAAAAAAGGUGUCCUUUUGAUGAUGGCACAGACAAUAAUGGAGGUUUCAUCUACUGUAAUGAGUCCUCUAAGAGAUUUCCAGAUUCUUUACAUAUCCAGAAUGUUACUUAUAUUUGAAUAUAUGAUGCGGAAUUUAUACGAUGCGCCACCAUCUUUAAUUGAGCAGAUUCAAAAGAAUUUAUUCAGUUUCCAAAUUAUAAAUACUGCCACUGAAAAAGACAAUACAAAAAAGCAGGCAAAAAUGUUUUUUCCUUGCAAAGACAUAGAAGAGAACUAUGUAAAGAAUUUACCACCAGAAGAAAGUCAAGGAGCAGUUGCAAAACCUAGAUUCUUCAACUUAAUGUCAGUAGAUUUCAGCAACCAAGAAGUUCCAAAACUUGAUGGUUUUGCCCUAAGUUUCAUUCUUAGCAGUGGAGAUAUGUUGAAGUACCCAAGUUUCUAUUACUCCAUCCAAAAUCUUGUCUAUCUUGCUUCUCAAUGUGAUAUGUUAGAUAGGACAACUUCUGAAAACCUGUCUUUUCUGGGUUUGUGUGCUGUUCAAUAUUCAAUGAAUAUAGCUUGGAGGUUAAUGCUUUGUUUGCCACCUUCAGUUCAAUCUCUUGAAUCCAUUGCAACUGGGACUUCAGCCCUAAAUGAUGCUGAAUGUUUGCAUGCAAUUGUUUGGUCUUCUAGAGCAAAUCAUAAACUCUUUUCAGGGUGGAUGAAGGAUACUUUAGUGAAACAAGGUUUGACUACACAAAAAGCAGAAUCUCUUCUUCGCUCAGUAACUAAAAGUGCUUGUUCUGUGAAGUUUGAUAUUAAAGUAGCAAAGCAACUUAUAUCAAAAUUGUUGCAGCAAUGUCCUUCAUCACCAAAUGAACCUUGUAGUAAGGAACAGUCUCCCCGUUUGUUUGAUAUAUUUCUUAUUGAAUGUGCAGUAGCUAAAGUACAAGUUGCUCUGGAUGAAUAUUUCUCUCGGCCUCUGGUAAGCAUUGAAAAGAGUGAAAAUGCUAAUACUGAGGCUAAAGAACUGGCUGAAGAAAUGCUACCAAUAAUAUUGCAGUUAAUUGAAAUCUUAUCAUCUUGUAUCAGAUGGAGCUUAUUACAUCAGUUUGCUGAAAUGUCCACAAAUGCUGCUCAGUCAACACCACCACCGAACUCAAAGACUUUACAAGCAUACAAUACAGUUUUAAGAAUGGCUUCAAAUGGAUGUUCUAAAGUGUCAUCAUUCACAUCAGCAAUUGCUGACUUUUUACCACCAUUAUUACGUAGUGUUUUGGGACAGUGGAAUGCUUACACUAUCACAACUACUGCAUGGAGGAAUGAUUUUGCGAAUGACAUCAUACCAUCUGAGAGCUACAUAAUAUCAAUUCAAAAUGCACACAUGAACUGCCUUUCAAGUCAAACAAGAUUUACAACUAAUCCCAACAUGAAAAGAUUGUUGCAUACCUUAGUGAGAUUUGCAGGUGAUUUAAUAAUAUGGUGUCCUGAGAAUAAUAGUUCAAAGGAAAUGAUUAGAGUCAUGCUGCCCUUAUUACUGGAUGCUACGACUGAAUCAUUAGGAGAUUAUACGACAUUAGCUCUAGAAAGGUUAAUCGGUUCACCUGAAAGUGAUGAUUAUCUUUCAUUCAAUUAUUUUGAAGUUUUGACUCAAAGUUAUAACCUGUUGAUUAAUCAUUCAAGUAAAGAAAGUGAUGUUGAUGAACAUAUUUUACAUGAAUGUCUCAAAUUUAUGGAGGGUUUGUUAGACAAAAGUGCUGGAAAGAAAGCUAUGGAGUCAUUUUUUACAGAUGACAGUGAUAAUGAUAUGGUGAAUAUUCUUUUAUCUGCAGCUAACAGUAACUUGAGCCCGACUUAUGGAACACGAGUCUUGAAGUUUUUUAGCAAAUUGUUUCAACAAAAAGAAAAAAAUCCAACUGACAAAACUUUGGAAAAACUGUGCAGUUCUUUGUGUAAAAUGAGUAAACUUGGUAAAGUUGAUAGCUUAACUCUGCAGCAGUGGCUAGGAAAAGUAAUCUUUGGUGGACCUUCACAACAAACUGAAGAAGGAAAUAGUGUUCAAGAAAAUAGACUUCUUCUACAAAGUUUAACAUCUUACAUAGUGAAACAAAACAGUUCUGUUGCUGAGAAAGUUGCUCAUACAUUCUUGACAGCUAUGAUUCCUAUGGGAUCUCAAAUUUUGUCCCCUGCUUCUGAAGGUAUAGGCUUCUCUGAAUUGAUGGUUGUAAUGGCCAUUUUAUCUGGAGCAGGAUCUGGCACUGGGCAUUACCAACUUUUCCAAGCCACUCCAGCAUGGCUUGAAUUAUGCAAAAAAUACCUAGCACAGAAGGAUGUAUUAGAAAAGUUGGAGUCAAAUAUAUCAGGUGGAAAGCAUCAAAUAAUGAUGGAAUCAUGUUGCUAUUUACUAUCAUAUAUGGCUGAUAUAGUAGGAGCUCUGAGAUUACAAAGUGAUAAAUUGGCAGGUAUUAACAGAACUGGCACUGCAUCUCCACCAUGUGACGGGGAUCUCCAUCAUCCUGAAAUGGACUCUGAUUGGGCUGAAGACAUUGGUCCAGAUGAAGAGGAAUCUGCUGGGGAAGAUUCUGAUGAAGAUUCUCUUUGCAACAAACUUUGUACUUUUACAAUUACCCAAAAAGAGUUCAUGAAUCAGCAUUGGUAUCACUGUCAUACUUGUAAAAUGAUUGAUGGAGCUGGUGUUUGUACAAUAUGUGCAAAAGUGUGCCAUAAAGAUCAUGAUGUUACAUAUGCGAAAUUUGGAUCAUUCUUCUGUGAUUGUGGAGCAAAAGAGGAUGGUAACUGCCAGGCCCUUGUUAAAAGAAAUCCUAAAACCACAACUGAAAGCAGUACCCCUGCUCCAUCUACCUCAGGUUUCACUUUUGGAUCUGAUUCUAUUCUGCCCAGUUCUUUACGUAGGCGACCUUCUUCUCCUUCUACUGCAAGUACAUCUGCAGCAAAUGGAGAACAAUCUCGAAAUCAAGAAGGCAAUAAGACCAGUGAUGAGUCGCAAAAACAUAAGCAGAAUCUAUCAAAACAAUUAGAGGCAUCAAGGGAUAUCUUGUUAGGCUUUCUAUCAUCUACAAAUAUUCCUUCAACUGUUUUGGAGCUACUCCAAUAUCUUAUGCCUGCUAUAAGUCAAUCAUGUCAAAGAAAUUCUCCAAUUGGAAGCUCUAUCAGGGCACAAAAUGCAUUAUUAGAACUUCACACGCAGGAUAAAGUUUUUGAGCAGUCUGAACAGUUAAUGGUUCCUACAUUGGGCUCCCAAGAAGGGGCGUUUGAAAAUGUAAGAAUGAAUUAUUCUGGGGAGCAGGGUCAAACUAUCCGUCAAUUAAUCAGCAGUCACAUGAUUCGUCGAGUUGCAAUGUGUUGCCUUGCUUCGCCACAGGGGAAGCGCCAGCACUUGGCUGUGAGUCAUGAAAAAGGAAAGAUUACUCUGCUUCAGUUAUCAGCACUUCUCAAGCAAGCAGAUUCUAGUAAACGAAAACUGACUUUAACCCGCUUAGCAUCUGCUCCCGUACCAUUUGUUGUACUGUCCAUUACUGGAAAUCCUUACAAUGAAGAUUUCUUGGCUGUAUGUGGAUUAAAAGAUUGUCACAUUCUGACUUUCAGUGGUUCAGGCUCAGUUUCUGAUCAUCUUGUAUUGCAUCCUCAGUUAGAAUCAGGAAAUUAUAUAAUCAAAGCUAUAUGGUUACCUGGAUCUCAAACUGAAUUAGCCCUGGUGACUGCAGAUAUGGUCAAAAUUUAUGAUCUUUCUCAGGAUGCUCUGAGUCCACAGUUUUUCUUCUUGCUUCCUAGUGAAAAAAUCAGAGACUGUUGUUUUAUCUUCUCAGAUGAUGGCCAAAGACAUUUGGUCCUCAUGUCUUCUGCAGGGCACAUCUAUUAUCAACCAAUGGUGGAAGAAAGUUCUGCUAAACAUGGACCAUUCUAUGUGACAAACAUUCUAGAAACUAAACACCCAGAAUUAAAGGACUCAAACGGAAUGAUUGGAGGAGGAGGUGUUUCUAUUUAUUAUUCCCACACUCUUCAACUUCUGUUUUUCAGUUAUGCCCAAGGAAAAAGCUUCAUAGCUCCUUUAUCAAGGAUAUCCUCUCAACUUUCACAGAUGUUUUUGAUUCAGAUGAAAAAUAAUAGUAAUAAUGGAAACAAUAGUGGAAAUGCCAAACCUAGCCCUCAACCAUUAUGUCAGUGGUCUGAAGUUGCUAAUCAUCCAGGGUUAAUAUUGGCUCAAAUGCAAGCUUCUAACAAUCCUGUCAUUUUAAUGGUAAAACCAGGUGCAGUUUUGGUUCAAGAAAUAAAAUUUCUAACUGCUAAAUCAAAAAUUACUGAUAUGGUUGCUAUCAGGCAUGUCAUUACUUGUGGAGAACUAAGAACAACUCUUAUUCUUUUAUGUGAAGAUGGUAGUUUGCGCAUAUAUAUGGCUAAUCAGGAUCAAACAAAUUAUUGGUUAACUCCAGCUUUCCAACCUGCAUCUGCUACUGUUACAAGUAAACCAUCUAAGAAAAAGAAAGCUGCAAAAAGUGGUAGACCUGUGGGAAGUGUAUCUUUUCCUAUUGAUUUCUUUGAGCAUUGCACAGCAAUGAAUGACAUUGAAUUUGGUGGUAAUGAUGUUCUUCAAGUUUACAACACUCAGCAAAUUAAACAUAGACUUAAUACAACUGGUUUGUAUAUUGCAAGCACUAAACCUGCAGGAUUUACAAUUGAAGUUAAUAAUUCUGAUAAUUCUAUGGUGAUGGUUGGGGCUCGAAUUCUGGUUGGAAAUCAAGAUAUUCAAAGAGCUCCUUCAUACAUUGAAAUUUUUGGUCGUAGUAUCCAAGUUAAUUUGACAAGAAGUCGUUGGUAUGAUUUCCCAUUUUCACGAGAGGAAUCUCUGACAGCUAAUAAAAAAUUGAGCAUUUUCUUUGGAGCCAGUUCUGAUCCAUCUGGUGUUACAAUGGUAGACUCGAUUAAAAUCUUUGGUAAGACAAAAGAAGCAUUUGGUUGGCCUGAUGAUAGUGAUGAUUUUCCAACUCAAACUGCCACUGGUACUGCUGGAGGAUCUGGAACAGAAGCAGGGGUUGAAGUUGAUGGGAUUCCAGCUGCUCCAUUACCUCUUACUCCGCUUGACAGACUUGUCAGCAGUAGCUUAGAACUUUUAGAUGGUUGUUUUUCAUGUGGUCUCAAUGCAGAUGAUAAAUCUCAUUUGAAAAAUUCUGUAAUUGAAUUAGCUACAUCUAUGUUAACCUUACCAAUGCCUUCUGUUGUACAUGAGCAUGUAAAGAAUUUAUUAGCAACACUGCAUAAUAACCGUACUACAUAUUGUUCACAUAAAGAUGAUGCUCUUUUGAGUUAUGUCCUGCUAUGUUUAAAUGCUAGCCAAGAGGGAAAACCAACAGAUGAACUAGAUGGUGAAGCUCUUUAUCGCUUAAUAGCUAUAACUAGAGGUGUAGCAGUUGCUAGGCCUUCUAAUUUAGUACGCUUCGCUGAAAGCCAUGACAGCAUGACCAUCACUGAUUCAACAAUUAGCGAUACUGAUCCUAACACUUCUAAAUUAAAUCAAAGUACUGAUGAUAAUCAUGGUAGCCAGUUAGAAAAACAAGGAUCGGGCUGCUUAGACAGUCCUCAAAAGAUUGAAUAUUCUGGUUCUGCUCAUUUUAUUGUUCAAUUAACAGAUGCCUUCUGGCAUCUCCAUUCAAUGAAACCAUCUAAUCCUGCAAUAGCUCCAGUAUCUUUCCGUGGUCUUGUACAUGUUGAAGCUACUGUACAUGCUUUAGUUGAAGUCAUUCAUGCAUUCACUGCUUGUGAUCUUGAGCAUGUUUCUCUUGCUACUAAGCUUUAUGUUAAAUUGCUACUUUGUGAAGACACAGUUGUUAGUUUUGCAGCUAAACAAGCACUAAUCCGUGUUUUAAGACCCAGAGUGAGACGUAGGAAAGUAUUCAUUCCAUCUCCACCACGUUGCAGCACACCAGGUGAAUCUCAUGAAACAGAACCAGUAGAUACUCGAAGCCAUCCACAGCCUCAAGUUGCAGCCCAGCCUCAACCUAGCUCAUCCAAUCAAGCACAAGCGCAAGUGUCACCCCAACCUGAUAUUCAUGACUUCCAGCAGGAACUUGAACAAUUUGAGAUAGUUGAUGGUCUUGAUCCUUUAGUCCUUUUGCCUGCUGCUGGAGGCGGUGUACCUAAUCUUGAAGCCCUCAUUGCUGGUCAGGGUGGUUUUCCCAUGUUGGAUAUACCUCCAGAUGAUGAUGAAACAAUGGUAGAGUUGGCUAUUGCUUUAAGUCUCCAAGAUCAACCUGAAGACCAAGCAGGUGGUUUAUCACUUCAAGCUUUGUCUCUUGCUUCUCAAGGAUCACACCAUGCAUCAUCUAUAGAAGGUGGACACUAUUCUGAUACAACUGCAUCUGCUGGUGCUAGUGAUGAUGAAGGCAGUACUGCAGCCACAGACGGGUCAACGCUGCGCACUUCUCCCGCAGAACAGGGAGGCAGUGCUGGCUCUGAAAGCGGCGGCAGUGGCGUAGAGUCUAUAAUGGGAGAACAUAAUGUUAGUGGACGUAGUAGUGCAUAUGGUGAUAAUGUGCCAGAAAGUAUUGCAACUGGAGCUAGAUCUGAAACGAGUUCUGUUGGGCUCCCAAGUUCUACAAUGCCACCUGGUGAAGAAGGUCUUGAAAUUGAUGCAGAUGUUGAUACUAGCUAUCGCUUGCAUACUUUGCGUUUAAUGCUUCUUGAAAAAAUGUUGCAGUAUUUCCCUCAAUUAAAUGAAGUUGGAGGUGUUAGAGCUAUUCCAUUCAUGCAAGUUAUAUUAAUGCUAACAUCAGAUCUUGUUGGUGAGGAAGAAAAGGAUUGUGCAGCCCUUGCUAAACUUCUUCCAGCCCUUAUAACUGCACUAGAUAUGAAUAGUAAAGAUAUUUCAAAGAUAGCUGAGAGAACUCCUGCUCGGGAAGUCAACUUAAUUGUGAUGAGAUUGUUAAGCAUAAUGAUGUCUCGUGUAAAAGGCUCACUGAAAACAUCUGGAGAGACAUCUACAUUCUGUAGCAGUGCUACAGCUAUGGCUUUAGUUUCAGCAAAUGCUAUUGACUAUUGCUUGCAAGUUCUGAAAGUUUUAUUGGACUAUUGGAAAGGAGUUCAGACUGAAGAUAAAUCCUCAAGUAUUACAGGAAACCCAUUAAAACCACAUCCUCCUUCACCACCUCCAGAUAUGUCCCCAUUCUUCUUGAAACAAUACGUAAAAGGACAUGCUAACGAUGUUUUUGAAGCGUAUCCUCAACUUGUGACAGAAAUGGUUCUAAGACUACCUUACCAAAUUAAAAAGAUUGUUAACUCUUUGCCUCAAUCACAGCCAGUCAGCUUUUCUCAGUCGUGGUAUUUGUACUUGUGUGAGUAUAUGAUGAUGCAGCAGACACCUUUUGUCCGUAGACAAGUCAGGAAAUUGUUAUUAUUCAUCUGUGGUUCCAAAGACAAAUAUAGACAAUUAAGAGAUUUCCAUGCUUUAGAAUCACACAUGAAAGAUGUUAAAGCAAUUUGCAAUCAAGGUGGUUUUGAAGACUUUUCACCUAACAACACUAUGUUAAGCCUUUCUUACGACUCAUUAAUCAAUAUGAUUGAACAUUUAAAAGCUUGCAGUGAUAUAGCAACAUCUAGAACGAUUAAUUGGCAAAAAUUCUGUCAGAAAGAUGAAAGCAUUCUUUCUUUUUUGAUUCAUGUAAGUUUCUUGUUAGAUGAAGGAGUUUCUCCAAUUAUUUUACAACUUCUACAGUGUGCAUUAUGUGGAGCUAAAGCUAUGCAACAGCAACAGAUACCUGGAAAUUCAUCUGCUCAAUCAGCAAGUUCACCUUCUAAACAAAGAAAGGAGAAAGAAACUGAGGAUGAUGCAAAUGAUUCUUCUAAAGGAGACACUGCUCAGUGUGUUGCAUUAGCAGUACAAGUUAAUAAAUUUGUUGACAAAACCAUUUUGAGUCACUUUAUACGUGCAUUUUUAUUGGAAUCAAAUUCUACUUCUGUCAGAUGGCAAGCUCAUUCCUUAAUAUUUCAUUUACAUAAAAAUUCGAGCCCAACUCAACAAGAAGUAUUACUAGACAUGAUGUGGAAAUUAUGGCCCAAGUUACCUGCAUUUGGCCGUCGUGCUGCUCAAUUUGUAGAUCUCCUUGGAUAUUUCACAUUAAAUAUGCCACAACAAGAUAAGGAGAAGGAGUAUAUUGAAAAAGGAUUAGAAGUUUUACAUCAACAAAAUCAAUUGUUAAUGAAUCACCCCAAUUCCAAUAUUUAUAAUUCUCUACAAGGUUUAGUUGAAUUUGAUGGAUAUUUCUUGGAAAGCGAACCAUGUUUAGUUUGUAAUAAUCCAGAAGUACCUUAUACCAACAUCAAAUUGUCAGCUAUCAAAGUUGACUCUCGAUUUACUACUACAACACAAAUUGUGAAAUUAAUUGGAAGCCAUACUAUUUCAAAAAUAACUCUUCGAAUUGGUGACUUAAAAAGAAAUAAAAUGGUUCACACUUUGAACAUUUAUUAUAAUAAUCGCUCUGUUCAAUCUGUUGUAGAAUUAAAGAAUAGACCAUCUAUUUGGAAUAAAGCCAAAAAGUGUACCCUUGCUGCUGGACAAACUGAACUAAAAAUAGAAUUUCCUCUUCCAAUUGUUGCUUGCAACUUGAUGAUUGAAUAUGCUGACUUUUAUGAGAACAUACAGGCAUCAUCUGAAACUCUGCAAUGCCCACGAUGUAGUGCAUCAGUUCCUGCAAAUCCUGGAGUUUGUGCUAACUGUGGUGAAAAUGUGUUUCAGUGCCAUAAAUGCCGGGCAAUUAAUUACGAUGAAAAAGAUCCCUUCUUAUGCAAUUCUUGUGGUUUCUGUAAAUAUGCUAAAUUUGAUUACACUAUCACUGCCAAACCUUGCUGUGCAGUUGAUCCUAUUGAAAAUGAAGAGGACAGAAAGAAGGCUAUCAGCACAAUUAACAGUUUACUAGAAAAAGCAGAUAGAGUAUACAAACAGCUUAUAGCUAACAAACCUGCCUUAGAAAUCCUUUUACUUCGUAUAUAUGAGCAUGGGCUACUAGAAAAAACUGUUGAUGAAAACACUGGUUCCAGUACAACUGCUUCUGUAUCAACAACAAAUGUAAACAGAGCCAUACAACAGUUGGCACAGCGUUACUGUACUGAUUGCAAGGCCUCUUUUGAUGAACUUAGCAAAAUUGUUCAAAAGGUUCUUGCUUCAAGAAAAGAAUUGGUAGAUUAUGAACGCAGACAACGAGAAAGCAGAGCAAAAUCUGCAUCAACAUCACAGAUGGCUCAAGAAAGCUUGCUACUGAAACGUCAAACACCCGAUGAUCCAAGAAACCCAAAUUUUGCAGUUAAUGUUCCAGGGAAGUGUUAUGGCUGUGCGAGUUCUGCAGUUGAACAUUGUAUUACAUUACUCCGAGCUUUGUCCACUAAUACAAGAUAUAGAUUGAUUCUUUGUAGCCAAGGUUUGAUAAGAGAAUUAGUGGCUUAUAACUUGCGCCAUGGUAGUGUCCGAGUUAGGCAUGAUGUUCGACAACUUCUGUGUUCUCUGACUAGAGACAAUGCUAGAGCUACAACAGAUUUGAAUGCUUUACUAAUGGAAAAGAUUGGUACUGCCUUGAAAGGGCAUGUGACAAGUCCUGAUUUAGCCGCCGCAGUACGUCAUGAAGUUGCUUUACUUGCUAGUAGCUUGCAGAAAGAAGAUUCAUGUUGGGAACAAAGGCUGAGAUGUGUUAUGAAAUUAUUCUUGAUGGGUGUUAAUGCAAAAAGCUCAGUUGUUAUGGAAAGUAUUACCUUGCCUUGCUUAAGAAUUCUCCAAGUACUUAUUAAGCCAGAACCUUUCAUGAGUAAAAAAAAUAAGGAAAAGAGUGUUGAUUCUUUGGCAACAGUAAAUGUAGCAGGAGGUAUGAAAGUUGGUGUUGAUCUGAAAGGAUGGUUAACAGGUGAUUCUAAACAUUCCUACAAAGCUUGGAAACAGCAAAUGCCAACCAAAGUGCCUGAUCAAAGCAUUCCCAAUUUCUCCAAAAUGAAGAAGGAAGAAGUUCACAAUCUUUAUUUAAUAGAAAAGUAUAGUUCCAGGUGGAGAGAGAAGACGCGGCAUCAUGUUAUGGAGCUGAAACUACUACAGUCCAAUUGGCUACGACGAGUUAUGUUUAAUCCUUCCUCGCAAGCUGCGAGAAAUAUGGCAUGUAAUGUGGUUGAAGCUUUAUGCCAGAUCCCAAGUCGUCGUAGGGAAGUUUUAGACAUGUUGACAGCUUACUUAGAUGACCUAGGUUCUGCUGGUGAAAGUGCUGCUGAAUUCUUAACCCUUUAUCAAAAUUUAAUUAAUCCUGUUCCAUGGAAACAUUACCUAGCUCUAAGAGGACUCUUGCCUCAUAUUGGACAUUUAAUAACCAGUGAAAUAGAACAUCUCAGCUUUUUGGAAGAAACUACUCUUAACUCAGAUCUUUCUCAAGGCUAUGCAUUGAAAAUGCUGACAGAAUUGUUGGAGUCAUUUAUUGAAGUAGGUACUUUACGUCAACAUUACAAGUCACGUCUUGUUGGCUGUGUCCUAAAUGGCUACCUUUCUCUCCGAAAACUUGUUGUUCAGAGAACCAAACUUAUUGAUGAAACGCAAGAAAAACUUUUAGAGUUGUUGGAAGAAAUGACUACAGGAACAGAAUCCGAAACAAUGGCUUUUAUGGCUGUGUGUGUUGAAACAGUUAAAAAAUAUGGAUUGGAUGAUCUCCGAACUCCUGUGUUUAUUUUUGAAAGGCUUUGUUCUGUUAUUUAUCCUGAGGAAAGUGAUUCAAGUGAAUUUUACAUUACAUUAGAAAAAGAUCCUCAGCAGGAAGAUUUCCUUCAAGGAAGGAUGCUUGGUAAUCCUUACAGUUCAAAUGAGCCUGGUAUGGGCCCAUUAAUGAGGGAUAUCAAGAACAAAAUUUGUCAAGAUUGCGAGCUUGUUGCUUUGUUGGAAGAUGACAGUGGAAUGGAACUCUUAGUCAAUAAUAAAAUCAUCAAUCUUGAUUUGCCUGUCAAGGAAGUAUUUAAAAAAGUGUGGUGCGCAGAAAAUAAUGAAUCUGAAGCCAUGAGGAUUGUUUAUCGUAUGCGUGGUCUCUUGGGUGAUGCAACAGAAGAAUUUAUUGAAAAUCUAGAUACUAAAGAUAGUGAAGAAGUUGACACAGAAGAAGUAUAUAAAAUAGCAAAUGUCAUGAGUACUUGUGGUGGAUUGGAAGUGAUGCUUGAAAGAAUGGCAACAAUCACCGAUUUAUCCCGUGGAAGAUCUUUAUUGACUGUGUUAUUGAAAUUAUUUGGUUUCUGUAUCAAAGUGAAAAGCAAUCGUCAGAAGUUGGUAGAUCCUGAAAUGGGUGCUGUAAGAGUCAUGCUAGGAGUUUUGAAGAUAGCUUUAUCAGCUGAAUCUCCCGAACUCUUACAAGCGCCUGCUGGAGGCCCGACAAUUAUUGAACAGUUGCUGCAAAUUAUGGAAACAAUCUUGGUUGAAGCUGCAACUAAAAAUAAGACUGAGUAUGCUGAGUUCUGCAAAAGUUGUGGGGAAAAAGAAGACAUUACAUUUUUAUUGUCAUCUGUAAGUAGUGUGCCUAUGAAAAACUUCUCUAGUCUGCUGCCACUUCUUAUGAGAGUUGUACCAUUUUUGACAUAUGGAUCUCAGGAAAAGAUGGAAUCCUUGAUAGAUCAUUUCAAACCCUAUUUAAAUUUCAAUGAGUUUGAUUAUGAACACACAACUGAUGAUGACUUACAGUUAGAGUGUUUCUGUAUGCUCACUGCUGGAAUUGAAUGUAAUGUUAAUGGUAAUCAACUAAAAGACUUGCUAGUAGAAAAACAUGUGGUGCAAGAUGCUUUGGAAUACCUCACAGCUCAUGCUCCUCCAAUCAAGAGUGCUCUUCUUGGAGCAUCUGACGAAUGGAGAGAAUUCACAUCAAAACCUGCUCUCAAGUAUGUUCUGAAGCUCCUGACUGGCUUAAGUCAAAAUCAUGAAACAACGCAGCACAGUGUUAGUGCAGAAUGUAUACCUAUCAUCCACAGGUUAGAACAAGUAUCAAGUGAUGAAAGAGUUGGAUCCCUUGCUGAAAAUCUCAUGGAAGCUAUCAAGAAAAAUCCAAGUGUUGCACAAAAAAUAGAAGAAGUCCGUAAACAAACCAAAGAUGAAAAGAAAAGACUUGCCAUGGCAAUGAGAGAGAAACAACUCGGUGCUUUAGGCAUGAGUACUAAUGAAAAAGGACAGGUGACUGCCAAAAGUUCUCUUCUGAAAAAUGUGGAAGAAUUAGGAGAGGAGUCUGGUUUAGUCUGCAUUAUUUGCCGUGAAGGAUACAAAUUUCAACCUACUAAAGUAUUGGGUAUAUAUACCUUUACAAAAAGAUGUAAUGCUGAAGAUUUUGAGAACCGAGCCAGAAAGACUCCUGGUUAUAGUACUGUAACACAUUUCAAUGUAGUGCAUGUUGACUGCCAUAUGGCUGCUGUAAGACAUGCCCGGGGACGUGAUGAAUGGGAAAGUGCAGCACUCCAAAAUGCAAAUACUAAAUGCAAUGGUCUUUUGCCAUUGUGGGGACCUCAAGUUCCAGAGUCAGCUUUUGCAAGUUGUCUUGCUAGGCAUAAUACAUAUCUUCAAGAAUGUACUGGUCAUAGAGAUGUUGGGUAUUCAUCAACUGUUCAUGAUUUAAAACUUCUUUUGCAAAAGUUUGCUUUUGAAAAAUCAUUCAGUGAAGAUAGUGGAGGUGGUGGACCUCAGAGCAAUAUGCAUCUUAUUCCCUAUCUAGUACAUAUGACACUUUAUGUUAUUAAUACCACACGUUUUGUAAACAGUGAAGAAAAGAACAUAAUUAACUUCCUUGAAAUGCAGAAAAGUAAAUGGGUGGAGAAUUGCUAUGAAUUGGAAGGGCCUUUGUACUGGAUGACAAUGUGUGUAAUUGUGUUUCCUCCAUCUAAGUGGCAGAAGCUGAAAGUUAAUUUUCUAAUUAGAACUCUGAUUCUUGCUCAAACUAGACAUGUCAGCCCUCAAGGAUCUACAAACUUAAAUGAUACUGCCAUUAAAGACUUUAGUGUUUAUAAAUUUUACUUGCUGUUUUUUGGUUUGAUAGAUGGACUCUACAAAAAAAUGUUUAAGAAAGUUACUGUGACUGAAAAUGAAGAAUGGGCUGUUGUAUUAGCUGAUUAUGUUCGACAAAAUGAUCAGGCCUUAUUGGAAGCUGGUGAUAACCUUCUACGUUUCUUUGAAGAUGAUUUAAUGCCUGUACAAUCCUUUGCUGAAUUCUGUGAUGUUCUAGAUCUUCUUCAUGAUAUUCCAGACCCACAAAGCUUCCUAGAAGAUGUCCUUGAAAUGGUUGAUUCUCAUGAUCGCUAAAUUUUCUUCUUCUUUUGCCUUUUGUUUUCACUUUAUUUAAAUUCUGUUCUGUAGCAUUGUGAAUAAAAGAAAUAUCUAUGUGAAUAAAUAAAAGUAAUCUACUAA
Molecule: messenger RNA, 15894 nt
Organism: Argiope bruennichi
Lineage: Eukaryota; Metazoa; Arthropoda; Arachnida; Araneae; Araneidae
Gene: poe
Product: E3 ubiquitin-protein ligase UBR4-like
Exons: 69
Coding region: 16-15789 (5257 amino acids)
Molecular function (GO): zinc ion binding; protein binding
Source: RefSeq, a predicted model, not a curated record